CAAGAGUCAUUCUGUUCUGAGUGCCAGGUGCUUCAUCACCAAGCAGUUUCCUGGAUCUUCUAGUCAGCCUGGAAGAAAGAUAAACACCUGUGUUUCCUUCUUAUCCCACUGACUGCCUGGUACACCAACUGCAAGCAACAGGCCUCAGUGCAUCACUUCUGUAGCAAGACAACCACCACGCACCAGAGAAAAGAGGGAUGGAGCAAGUAGCUAAUCCACAAAAUGGAUCAUGUGAGCCUUACUGAAAAGUUUAUGAAGCAGCGCUGUCCGCCCAACCAUUGGUGUAAAUCACAAAGGCAUCCAGACAGAUAUAAAUUCCGGGGCAAUUGUGAGCUGGGGAAAGAAGAAGCUUGUGCAAAAUCCCUGGUGAGAACAGAGAGUCGACUUACAGGCAGAAAAGAGCAGCAACACAUCAGUGCCAGUUAAAUCAUGACCGAAGUGUCAAUGUGGCAAGACUGCGAGAUCAGACGUGCAGAUUCGAUUAUGGGCUCUGUCCACAAGGAUGAUAGGGGCAGCUUUGGACCUGAUCAGUUAUCUCCCGUUGCCCCCCACAAACUCCCAUCAGCUCACAGCCCCAAAGAAAUCUGGAAGAAAGGAGGGCGUAUCUUCUCUGUCCUACUAGCUGUCAAUUUGGUGCUCCUGGCCUGCACCCUGGUCAGUGGUGGGGCUUUCCACAAUGUAGAUUUGCACGACUAUGAUGUCUUUUUCAUGCUUACUGUUGUGAUGCUGUUUGCCAUUGCCUGGAUGCUCUUCUACAUCUUCAGAACCUCCAAACUCGAGGAUGCCAUUCCCUGCAAGGACAACCAUGCGGGACCCAUCUGGCUAAGAGGAGGCUUGGUCUUGUUUGCAGUCCUCACACUGGUAAUGGAUGUAUUUAAGACAGGAUAUUACUCCAGCUUCUACAAGUGCCUGUCAGUCAUCAAAAUCAUGUAUCCAAUUGUGCAGGCUGUGUUUGUGAUCGUCCAGACUUGUUUUCUCUGGAUGACUGCCAAAGACUGUGUUCACAAGCAUCUGGAUCUUACCAGAUGUGGCUUGAUGGUCACCUUGACCACUAACCUAGCGGUGUGGAUGUCAGCCGUAACAGAUGAGUCAGUACAUAAGGCCGAAUCAAAGAACCCAGAUACAAACAGUUCACACACAAGGGCUGGGAUAAGGGCGGGCGGCUCAUCAAACACCUGUUCCUGCAACACCAACCUCUGCAAAAUCUUCCAGAAUGGCUACUUUUGGUUGUAUCCCUUCAAUAUUGAGUACAGUCUCUUUGCUUCCGCCAUGGUCUAUGUCAUGUGGAAGAAUGUUGGCCGUCUCAUAGACCACCAUGACAAUCAUAUCCACCACCUGAAGUUCAAGGUUUUCAAAAGGACUUAUUUUUUGGGCACCGUUGUAGGGUUCUUGCUACUGGUGACAGGCAUAGCAGUCCAGAUUGUGUACGAGAUUCAGGUAAAUUCAAAAAAUGACUCUAAAAGGACAAAUCAGGUACUCACUAUGUAUUACACCUUCAACAUCAUUUGCCUGAGCCUGAUGUCCCUCGUCUCCAUUGGAGGCUCCAUCGUUUAUAGAUUUGACAAGAGAGACAUGGACCAUCACAAAAACCCAACUAGAACUUUGGAUGUAGCAUUAUUGAUGGGUGCAGCCUUAGGACAAUAUGCCAUUUCCUAUUACUCUAUUGUUGCUACAGUGGCUAGUUCAGCAAGGGACACUGUAAAUGCCCUCAAUUUGAGCUAUUCCCUGCUGAUGAUUGCCCAACACACUUUCCAGAACAUUUUUAUAAUUGAGGGCCUCCACCGGCAGCCCCCAGAAGAGGAAGACAAAAUUGACCCACAGCAGAAGGAUAUCUAUGGGCUCACUUUUGUCAAUCUGAAUGCAGUAUCACUUCGUGUCCCUGAGAGUGGAACUGCUCUACCACCCACUAUGCUGCCAGGACUAGCAAUUCAGGCUUCUGAAGUAACGCAGUCCGUUAAGGCCUCCAAGAAAGUGAACUGGAGGAGGCGGUUCUUAAAGGAGAUCUCUGUAUUCCUGCUCCUGGGCAAUGUAAUUCUCUGGAUCAUGCCAGCAUUUGGAGCCCGGCCACAGUUUGACAACAAAACAGAGCUUAACUUCUAUGGCUAUCCCAUGUGGGCUGCCAUUGUGGACAUCUGCUUGCCGUUUGGCAUCUUCUACAGAAUGCAUGCAGUGGCCAGCCUGCUAGAAGUCUACAUCAUGUCUUAACUGGAAAGUGAAGAAUUUCUAAUAAGAACCCAUAUUUCUCAAACCUCUCAGGACAGAAAGCCCAUACAGAUGUACUGGGGAAAGAGACUGAGCAUUACUUUGAUGUCAGACCCUAGUAAUUAGUGGGCAUUACUCAACAGUACUGGCAACAGCCCAAAUAUACCCUAGGUAUUUUGUUUGUUUGUUUUCCUGUUUGUUAUUUGGUUUUUGUUCUAUUUAAGCGGCUCUUUUCUUUAUCCUACUUAGGCAUGUUCAUCUUUGAUUCUUUUUUUUCCUACCAGGAAAUGGUGACAUGAACCCAGUAUAGGGCCAGACUGGUCACUGUAAGGACUGUUUGACUUUAGUAGACUAGUCUAGGGAAGCUCAGUUUGAGAGAAUUCAGUAAAUGUUGGAGACAGUUAAAGUAAAUACCUCACUGUAGUUUGGAUGACUUCAUAGGUUCCUGUAUCCAAGGCUCCUGCUCUUCCCCCUCCACCACGCCUUUACUUCAUGGAAACUGAGAUCCAACAAUUCAUAAAGGCCUCAGGAGUAUGACCCUGUUGGAGCUCACACAAUAAGUAUGAGCUUGAAGUCUCACUUGCUGUCCUGAAUCAGGGCCUGCCACGUGUAACAGCAUUGGGUUGUGCUGUCAGAAGGAUAUUAAGAUAUGUUAAUUUUUAAAGGUAGCAUAAUAUUUUUUUAAUGAGCCUAUUUUUACAAAAAAUAUAUUUAUUAAUUUUAAUUGUGGCAAUACUAAUAUAAGAAAAAGAGUGAAAAGUGCCUAAGGUAGACACCGUUGAACUCAAUUCAUUGGCAGUGCUUAAAGUGCAGGCAUGCCGAAGAAGGUCAGGGUCUCUUCCGUUCAUGUGAGGGCACUUGUGCCUCAGAUGAUGUAGGAAGUGGAGUAUUGUUGCCCUUAGUCCUUCAGACUCUGCUGCAGCAUCUUAUUAGGUGAGGUGUCUGUAAAUACAUGGAAGUUCUGUGUAUUGCCGCUGGAUUUGAUGAACUCUUCUUUCCAAAGUCUCCACCUCCACCGCCACUUUUAAUCCAGCCUUCCCCAACCUAAUGCCAUCGAAAUGUUUUGGACUACAGCUCCCAUUAUCCCUGAACAUUGUCCAUGUUGGAUGGGGCUGAUGGGAAUUGUAGUCCGAAAUACCUGAGGUGAGUCAAGUUGUGGGAAGCUGUUUGAAUCCAGUGCAAAACUUUGGAAGGCUGAACCUGCAAGUGCAAUUGCCCAAGCCACUCUUCCAUGUUGGUCAGGAUCAUCAUGUUUGUUACACAUCCUUCACUACAACAGGGGAUUGUCUAUCAAUGAAAAGGAUAGAGAUUCAUUUUGGCCUUUUUUGGUCAUUGUUCAAUCAUUUCCCCUCCCCUCUGCUUAAUUUUGGAUGACUGUCAACAUGGAAAUGGCCCAGAUAGACACCCAUGUACUUGUGGUUAAAAUGUAGCCCAUCCAAAUCUAUUGCGUGGUUUGAUUAUCUUCUCUGGUGGACGCUAUGACUGCAAAAUUAAGGCAGAGAAUAGAGUUUGUAGAUUCAGAUUUUCUAGCUAAUCUGCCAGACUUCUGUUUCCUGUUCUAAUUUCUAUUACAGAUCCCAAGGGUCUAUUUCUGGUGAUGAACUUAGCAGAAUCUAGAUCUGCUUUCCCCAACCUUGUGCCCUCCAGAUGUUUUGGAUUACAACUCCCAUCACCCUGACUAUUGGCCAUGCUGGCAAGGGCCGACUGGAGUUGAAGAGCAAAACAUCUGGAGGGCACCAGGUUGGGGAAUGCUGACCUAGAUAGCUCUGCCAGGUUCAGAGGCUUCACUGAUCCAAUACAUUCUGCAAACACAAAACAGGAUGAUAGCACUAUGUCGUCUGUGUGCAUCAUAUCUAUCUGCACACUGCUGUCUUGGUGGAGCCUCCUGAACCUUGGAUGCUGGGUUCCUGCAGGGUCCUAGUAUAUCUCAGCAUUGUUCUAACAUGGCCCAUUCCCACCAUUUUAACACCUUUUUUCCCAGGCCAAAAUUAGGCAGCAGCUCUAGCAGAGUGAACUCAUAUUUAAAACUUUGGAAGAGUCCUGUGCUUAAUUCUCUGUUACACAAUGCUCUAAAAUCAUAGGAAGGAUUGGCUGAAACUCUACAGCCUAUGCUAUGUUAUGUUUUAUAGGAGCUUGGAAGUGAAAGUAUAUGAUCACAAUUGUCACUCACCUACCUACACUGCCAGAAUUUUUUUCUUCUUAUAUAAUUGUAUUAACAAUGGAAAGCAACGUUGCAGUUUAAAAAAUGGGGGGAGGGGGAGAUGUUUGAAAAUCUCAAAUAAAUUAAAAUCAUGUGUUUGAGCCUGAA
This is a messenger RNA of Rhineura floridana, 4510 nucleotides long. It is a transcript of the gene OTOP2, whose product is annotated as otopetrin 2. NCBI's taxonomy places the organism in Eukaryota, Metazoa, Chordata, Lepidosauria, Squamata, Rhineuridae. Gene Ontology annotation, molecular function: proton channel activity. Gene Ontology annotation, cellular component: membrane. The coding region runs from base 430 to 2205 and encodes 591 amino acids. The transcript is spliced from 8 exons. Gene Ontology annotation, biological process: proton transmembrane transport. The record is from RefSeq and is a predicted model, not a curated record.